AUGCUGCUGAGAUCGAGUGCGAACUCGGCUCGGCGGUCCGCCACGCAUGCUGAUGCAAGCGAAGCAGGUCCAUCGAGACCAUCGCGCGCCUCUUCGUUCAGGGCCAACGCAUCGCAGCCCGAGGUAUCUUCUCCGCGUCCUUUUGCGAUACUCAAGUCCAACAUCAAGCCGCCAUCAUGGCAGCCUGCUCACUCUCCAAGAAUAUUGAGACCAGCACGCCCAAAUACGCGUACUCCUGCUCCAUCCUCCCAUUCCCAAACACACUCACCAGCCCGACCCUCGCCGAGCGCCACCACACGCUAUAGGAUGGGACCGGCGAGCGUAAAGGCAUCUCGAAGGGCAGAGGAGAGGUCGGUGCGACCCAAGCUGCCACCCCAGCACAUCGUCAUCAGCGACUCGUCUGAUGUGGAAGAGGCCGCAGCGCGGGCGGGAAGAGGGUCAAGCAGCGCAAGCGAGAGCGAAGAUGGGUUCGAAGUGAUAGUACGAUCCAGAAGCACAGCUUCGCUGCUCAGCAAUCAUUCUCUUCGGAGGGGCAAAGCUCGGGCACUCGAGCUUCCGCUCGAGGUGUCGGAUAGCGGAGAGGAGACCGAUCGCACUGUCGACGCUCAGGACGAGGAUCGGGCAAAACGAGGCGUUUCUGCGGACGAUGCGGAUAGUUGGGAGCCAGAGACGCCCACUCCACCUCCUUCGAUAGCCUCGCGUACAGGUAGAGGAUCGGGAUCCUCAUCACGUAGCGAGUCUGUGGAUCACGCCGACGAACGAGCUUCGAGCCACGCCUCUGGCAGCCAAAGACGCUUGUCGCCUAUGAGCUCUCAUCCCUUUUUGGACGGCGGGGUUGGAUCUCGUAGCUCUGCAGGCUCAGGGCGCUCCGAAUGCGAUGCCAGCAUGAAUACACUGGAAAGGUCGUCUCUAGCAGGCGGUCUGCCCAGCGCUCAUCACGAAUCUCUAGCAAUGUCGCUCGAGCCUCAAGAGGAGAAAGGCCGCCAUGCGAAGGAGCAAGAAGCUGCGAUCCUUGAAGCAAAUGCUGAAGCAUCUCGGAUAGCCGCUGAGCGAGAAGUGGAAGAUCUAGCUGCGGCGGCAAGAGCGGAGGAAGAGCGACUUGCAGCAGCGGCCGAAGCAGCGCGAAGAGGCGCAGAAGCGGAAGCGGCCAGACGCGCUGCGGAAGAAGAGGCUCAGCGCAAGGCGGAGGAGGAAGAGCGACUCGCAGCAGAGGCCGAAGCAGCGCGAAGAGACGCAGAAGCGGAAGCGGCCAGACGCGCUGCGGAAGAAGAGGCUCAGCGCAAGGCGGAGGAGGAAGAGCGAGCGAUGCUUGAGAACUUGCAGAUGCUGCUACAAUCCAACGAUAAUGACGACGAUUCUGCGGCUGGCACUGACGACGAAUCCUACGAAGCACGGCGCCUGCGCAAGCUGAAAGCUAAUGAGGAAAUCUUGGCCCAACUAGGCCUCGGUGGUGGUGGCUCCAAAGGGCUCAUAGAAGGUCAAGAGAGAUCCUUUCUGGCCGAAUCUGAAUCUGCGGCGCCUGAGGGAGAGGAUUUUGACGAAGCUGCUGGUGAUGUGUCAAUGUCAGAAGCAAUAGAAAGGCGAGGUAGAGGCCGGCCAGCCAAAGCAUUACGAGCGCCUCGACAAGGCUCAACAUGGGCCAAUCACGCCGCGAAACGGACACUGAAGCUUGCAGAGGAUGGUACGACGACGUCUUUGCCCCUCAAAGGAACAUCGCACGAAGUCGCUUACGUCGAUCUUCCGGCUUUGCGCAGCAGGCAAAGGCUGGGCUUUUUGUUCUGCAUCGACGAUGUGCGGGUGCGCGCCCCUACGCCAGAGCUCAUUAGCGAAAGCGAGCCUAGCGAAGAGUCCGAAGCGGAGGAACUCAUCGAGGAAGCUCUACCAGAGGCUAGCGAGACUCCGGCGAAGAGAGGACGCGGUAGACCACCAAAGGAUAAAUCCGCGCAGCCUCAAAAGCCUGCGAAGCCAGAAAAGAAUGUCAAGCUUAAGAGGCCAGUCAAUGUCGCGGGUACCUCGGGCGGCUCGCUUGAUACGUCUGAAUGGACCAGCUGCCACCAGUGCCGCCGCAAGAUCCGAUAUGGCGUGGAUCAGGUAUCCUUAAAGGCGGCGGACGAGUUUGUCUGUCCUCGAUGCAAGGGGUUCUGCAACUGCAGCCUCUGCUUGCGAAAGCGCGGCCUGGAGGAUCUGCUUGCUCAGCAGAGUGGCGGGCGUGCCGUGUCUCUCUCAACUAUGAUAGGCCACCACGCCAGCGUGCAUCACUUCCUGGUCGCCCUCAUUGGCAGAGAAUUGUUUGGACCUCCGGGACUUGCAAGAAACCAAGGCAUGAAGGGCCCAAAAGCUGCGAUCGCCGCGAGAGUGGCACGUGCAGCUCGAGAUGCAAAGGCUCUCUCUGCCAAAGCUAUAGACCCCGCUGCACCUCCUGCCAAGCAUUCGCCAGAGAGCCAAGGAGGCAGACAAGAUCUCAAACGCGCGACGCUAACGUAUGGCAAGCGAGACGCGGCAACUACUCCCGAUGCCAAGGGGAAUCGCACGAUACCUGCAGGAAAUGUACUGCUCACGGGAAGGAAGAGAAGACGCGCUGAAGGGUCACGAAAUAUAGCCAAACAAGCGGCUGACCUCUUUGCGGAAGUCGAUCAUGACGGCAAACGCGUUGCCAUACACCAUUUCAAGUCGCCCGAGGGCAAAUGGAGGCAAUUGUACAUUCGCCUGCUACCCUUGGAAGCGCAUCUUCAAGCUCUACUUCAAGCGGAGGAAGAGACGGUUAACCAGGGAGAAUUUGAGAGCUCAGAUGAGGACGAUCCUGCAGAAGAUGCGGCCGCUGAGCCACAGCAGCAAGGAUCAGACACGUUGAGCAAGACAAAGCACGGCGAAAGCUCAAUCGAAACAACUUCGGCUUUGAUAGCUUCAAGAGCAAAGGCUAAGGCCCAGCCUCGAGUGAAGCCUGUCGAGGAGCGCAACGUUUGGGUCAAAGGCGCUGCAGAUGUGUCCGACGCAGAGAGCGACCUCUCGGACGUCACCUCAAGGAAUGAGGCACCGGCACUUUCGACAGAAGCAACCGCUAAAAAACGCAAGCGGUCUGCAAUCGAGGAUGAGGAUUCGGACCUGUCCUCGGUUCCUUCCGAGCCCAAUCAGACGCGGACUUCGCCUCAACAGUCGACGCUCCAAUUCAAGGUGGCAAUGGCGAAAGCGCCAUCUCAACCUGUCCUCGCCGCGGAUGUGCCCCGGUUCCUGCCCUCAACAGAAAGCGUCGCAUCACCCUCAAUAUUCAAUUCAGCAACGGGACGCCACGAGCGCUUCAUGCCGCAUCCCCCUGCCAUGCAUUGCAGACCGCCAGCGCUCGAUGGAUCCUCGUUCCAUGACCCGCUUCUGGGCAAUGCAGUAUCCACCUUCGCCAAUGAGCUUCCACCCCCUCACGUGAUGCAAACCGGUCACCAAAUUGGUCAGAUCGCGCCAAGCUACACGGAUGGACCGCCCCCGUAUCUGGGCUAUGCAGAGCAACUGUCGUCUUUCUACCCGAGAUCAUUCAGUCGACCUCCGAUGCCGCCCUCUAGGCGAUCAAACGACUUGCCGCUACCACUUCCACCCUUGCCUCCAGUUCCGCCUGGUUCCUUACCGUAUGAGCUUCAUCCCACGCCACACGCUUCGUCACCUGCCUUUUCAUCAUCUGUACUACCUGCCUUCUCAGCUCCGGCUCACUCGCAUUCUGCGAUGCAACAACAACCAUCACCUUUCCAACAGCACCGGCAAAUGCGCAACGAAGAGACGCUCAGCCCAGCCAGCUUCUUCCCACCGCCACCUCCACUUGCGAAUUCAGAGCCAUCUCACCCAUCGAGCUCUAGCAGCAACGGCUGGUUUCCACGCACCACGCGCUCUCGAGGCUUGUAG
Molecule: messenger RNA, 3885 nt
Organism: Ceraceosorus guamensis
Lineage: Eukaryota; Fungi; Basidiomycota; Exobasidiomycetes; Ceraceosorales; Ceraceosoraceae
Exons: 4
Coding region: 1-3885 (1294 amino acids)
Biological process (GO): regulation of DNA-templated transcription
Cellular component (GO): nucleus
Molecular function (GO): DNA binding
Source: RefSeq, a predicted model, not a curated record